AUGGCAGACGCGAGUUCACGACCCUCCAUAUCUGUGGAAGAUUCUUACUCUUCAAUGUUCUCUACCCCCGUGGAAGAUUCUUAUUCUUCAAUGCCCUCUACCCCUGUGGGGGAUGAUUCAAUGCCUUCCACACCUAUGGAGGACUCUUCGAUGCCCUUCACAUCUAUGGAAUAUUCUUCACGAGCCUCCACACCCGAGGAAGAUUCAAGAUCCUCUACACCUGGAGAAAAUUCUUCACGAUCCUCCACACCCAAGGAAGAUUCUUCAAAAACUCCCGCCCUGCCUGACUCGCUGAUGCGAAGGUAUGAGGAAUGCCUUGAUCGGCAGACCCAGGAGUGCGCCCCAAAGUCCGACCGCAUGAAGAUUGGCGAGAUUCUCGAGGAGCUUGAGGAGGAUAAUGAUGCGAUGUACAUCAUUGGUCUAGUUCAAAUGUAUAAGGGCCCAAAUGCAAAGAUCAAAGAUGAUUUAUAUGAAACUGGUGAAUUCGUUUUUGAUAUAAGCACUUUACCGGAUUCGACAAUGACGAUGAUCUGGAAAUAUCUGUCCAGGAGAGGUCUUCUUUGA
This is a messenger RNA of Trichoderma breve, 564 nucleotides long. RefSeq lists its product as uncharacterized. The transcript has 3 exons. The record is from RefSeq and is a predicted model, not a curated record. Lineage: Eukaryota; Fungi; Ascomycota; Sordariomycetes; Hypocreales; Hypocreaceae. Bases 1 to 564 code for a protein of 187 amino acids.